CGGUCUAGGGGCGGGGCCGCGCGCCUGUUGGGGCGGGGCGGGCGCCGGGGGCGGUCUCUGCGGGGCGCUCUGUGUGGCCGCGGCCAUGAAGCCGCAGCCGCCGGGCUAGGCCCCGGGCGGCUCCAGCCCAGGCUGGCCCGCAGAAAGCUGGGCCCUGUUCCUGGCCCGGCAUCCGGGCCGGCGGGUGGCCCCUCACCAUGCCUGGCAAGCACCAACACUUCCAGGAACCCGAGGUCGGCUGCUGCGGGAAAUACUUCCUGUUUGGCUUCAACAUUGUCUUCUGGGUGCUGGGAGGCCUAUUCCUAGCCAUCGGCCUGUGGGCUUGGAGUGAGAAGGGUGUUCUCUCCAACAUCUCGGCGCUGACAGAUCUGGGAGGCCUUGACCCUGUGUGGCUGUUUGUGGUGGUUGGAGGCAUCAUGUCAGUGUUGGGCUUUGCUGGUUGUAUUGGUGCCCUCCGGGAGAACACAUUCCUGCUUAAGUUUUUCUCUGUGUUCCUUGGCCUCAUCUUCUUCCUGGAGCUGGCGACAGGGAUCCUGGCCUUCGUCUUCAAGGACUGGAUUCGAGACCAGCUGAACCUCUUCAUCAACAACAAUGUCAAGGCUUACCGGGAUGACAUUGACCUCCAGAACCUCAUUGACUUUGCUCAGGAAUAUUGGUCUUGCUGUGGAGCCCGCGGGCCCAAUGACUGGAACCUCAAUAUCUACUUCAACUGCACUGACUUGAACCCCAGUCGGGAGCGCUGUGGGGUGCCCUUCUCCUGCUGUGUCAGGGACCCUGCGGAAGAUGUCCUCAAUACCCAGUGUGGCUAUGAUGUACGGCUCAAACUGGAGCUGGAGCAGCAGGGCUUCAUCCACACCAAAGGCUGCGUGGGCCAGUUUGAGAAGUGGCUGCAGGACAACCUGAUUGUUGUGGCUGGUGUCUUCGUGGGCAUCGCCCUACUUCAGAUCUUUGGCAUCUGCCUGGCCCAGAACCUUGUGAGUGACAUCAAGGCAGUGAAGGCCAACUGGAUCAAACAUGAUGAUGGCUACAAACUGCUCAAAUAAACAAAACUUUGAAAACUACUGGCUUGUGCCCACCACCUUGAAGGUUCAGUCAGCUGUGAGGCCUCAGCCAGGGCCUCACAGAGCCCUCCAGCCAGGCCCGCUGGCCCAGACCCAUUCACUCAGCAAAGCUUCUUUGGCCCAGGUAGUUCAAACGUUUGAGACAACCUUUAAAAAAAUGGGCAUAUUUCACAUAAAAAUCCAGAUGCCCUGCUUCUAUUGAAGAAUUACCAUCUGGCCACACCAGCUCUUCAGUGGCAUUGUCACCUGGGACAUAAGCUUCUAUGAUCACUGAGGCCCCAUUUUGCCUGUUGUCACCUAAGUGCCCCGCCUGAUCUCCAUGGGCUGGGAGUUGGCCUCUCUCCACCUCUGGAUUAUCGCCUGCAAGUCCCAGCCUGCUGUGGCCAAGACAAGUGAGGUACGGGGAUAUGAAGAAUGGGAAGACUGGCCCUCAUCCUGAAGAGGUGCUGGCCACAGAGGGCAUCUGGCCCUGCUGGGAACUGAGGUGGGUUCCUGAAGGCCCAGGAAGCGGGCUGGGAGGUGGGUAGGAAUCAGGCUGCAAAUGAAGUCGCUGGAAUCCCAAGGUGUAGCAUCUAGCAGGUUGGAAGGAACCUGUUUGGGGUCACAGAUUAUGAUUCUUAGCAGCGAUGGCAAACCUUUUAGAACUUUCAGUGAUAACAAAUAUCCUAGGUUCGCUGCCACUGGUUCUUGGGUGAUGAUGGAAUCAAGUUCACAAAUCUUAUGGCCUGCAGACCGGUCUCGUGGUCACCAGAGGGCGCACCAAGACAGCGUUUCCUGGUUUUGGACGUUUUCCUUCCAAUCUCACCCCAACAGAAUAAGGUCUGCUCUUCCGAUCUCUUCACAUUCUGCUGAAUUUGAAAACUUGUAAAGGAGCAAAAUAGCUCAGGCCUGGGAAGUUUGUUUCCCAGCUCUGCCCCAUCACAGUUAUAUUUUGAAGGGGUUUGUGGAGUGGCCCUGCCUCACCUCUCCUCGGGCCUGUGGAAGACUGGAGGGAGCGGCCUAAUUCAGAGGUCUCGGCUCAGAUUUCCUCAGGGCCCAGCACGUUUUUGCUGAAUGAGGUUGGCCUUUGACAGCUGAGGCCCACUUCUCUUUGAUAACCACAGUGGGUGGUGACGGACACGAACUUCUCUUUGACAACCACAGUGGAUGGGGACUGGACACAAAAGUAGCUGGUACUGUCCAAUUGGUCGCAGGCUGGGAGGACAGUGCGGUGUGGCAGGCACUAUGUGGUGGGUGGUUUUGACAUGCUACAAUAAAUGCAGCUCCAAAUGCA
Messenger RNA from Octodon degus (degu), 2334 nucleotides. It is a transcript of the gene Tspan17, whose product is annotated as tetraspanin 17. The transcript is spliced from 9 exons. Bases 198 to 1043 code for a protein of 281 amino acids. NCBI's taxonomy places the organism in Eukaryota, Metazoa, Chordata, Mammalia, Rodentia, Octodontidae. Gene Ontology annotation, biological process: protein maturation; protein localization to plasma membrane; regulation of vascular endothelial growth factor signaling pathway. The record is from RefSeq and is a predicted model, not a curated record. Gene Ontology annotation, cellular component: membrane.